AUGUACCCACAGGGCAGGCAUCCGGUCCCCUUGCAGCCUGGCCAGUCUUUCAAGUUCACAGUCCUGGAAACUCUGGACCGUAUAAAGGAGGAAUUCCAGUUCCUCCAGGCGCAGUAUCACAGCCUGAAACUGGAGUGUGAGAAGCUGGCCAGUGAGAAGACUGAGAUGCAGAGGCACUACAUCAUGUAUUAUGAAAUGUCCUAUGGUCUUAACAUUGAGAUGCACAAGCAGGCGGAGAUUGUCAAGCGUCUCAGUGCCAUCUGUGCUCAGAUCAUCCCUUUCCUCUCUCAAGAGCACCAGCAACAGGUGGUCCAAGCAGUGGAGAGGGCCAAGCAGGUCACCAUGGCUGAACUCAAUGCCAUUAUUGGGCAGCAGCAGCUCCAGCACCUGUCUCACCAUGCCCCUGGCAUCCCCCUGACGCCACACCCAUCAGGCCUGUCUCUGGGUGCAGGAAGCUCAGGGCUUCUGGCGCUGACUGGGGCCUUGGGGGUCUCAGCCCACCUUGCCUCUAAAGAUGACCGCAACCACCUUGAUGCUGAACAUCUCCGAGAGGGAGCACCCAGCAGGAGUAAGUCAGUGUCAUCAACAGACAGUCAGCCCACCGAGGAGCGUCAGGGCCCGUCAGGAGGUUACUCCUCCUCGCAGGGAGGAGCAGAGGCCAAGAGGAGGCGCUGUGAUGACAAAGAGUCCCUCCCGCCACACUCAUAUGACAGUGAUGGAGACAAGAGUGAAGACAAUCUGGUUGUAGACGUCUCCAAUGAGGAGCCCAACUCUCCUGCGGGCAGCCCUCCUCACUCCCCCCAUGGGAAUGGGUUAGACCGGGCUCCUACCCUAAGGAAAGAGCUGCCAGGCUCCUCAGGCACAGGAGAGGCCCCUUCCACCCCAAACCCCUGCAGCCCCACCCCAGGAAAGGGCAAGGAUCCCGCACAGAUGGAUAAGUCCCAGUCUCCAUUGUCUAAGUCUGGCACCCCAUCCCCGUCCCACCGUGAUGCCCUUACCCCUGGAGCACCAGGAGCCCCUGGAGCUCCCGGUCCCAGCACCUCCUGCCUUCGCCUGGUCAGCAAAGCAGCAUCUUCUGCAGACCCCCUUGCUCUCCGCAGUCCCAUGUCUGUGCCCCCCGGUUCAUACCCGGCUCAUUUUGGCGUGGUGUCCCACGCAGGACUGAAUGGGGAACUGGCCAGCCCAGGAGGUUUUGGUGGGGCUCUUACUCUCUCCCCACAAAUCAGCGCAGCAGCCAGCGCCUACUCCCGAAGCCCCAUGGUGCCGUAUGACUCUCGGUCUCACCUGAGGGCCCCAGGGCUGUCCUCCUCUCUGUCUGGAUCAUCUGGUGGCAAGCCUGCCUACUCGUUCCACGUGAGUGCAGACGGCCAGAUGCAGCCGGUGCCCUUUCCCCCUGACGCCCUGCUGGGCCCGGGAAUCCCUCGCCACGCCCGGCAGAUUCACACCCUGAACCACGGAGAAGUGGUGUGUGCUGUCACCAUCAGCACCUCCACACGCCACGUCUACACGGGAGGCAAGGGCUGCGUCAAGGUGUGGGACAUCAGCCAGCCAGGAAGCAAGAGCCCCAUGGCCCAGCUGGACUGUCUGAACAGGGAUAACUACAUUCGUUCCUGUAAAAUCCUCCCUGACGGACGGACCUUGAUUGUCGGCGCGGAAGCCAGCACGCUGUCAAUCUGGGAUUUGGUGACGCCCACACCACGCAUAAAGGCGGAGCUGACGUCGUCUGCUCCCGCCUGCUACGCUCUGGCCAUCUCCCCUGACAACAGUUGCUUCUCCUGCUGCAGCGACGGCAACAUCGUCGUCUGGGACCUUCACAACCAGACCUGGCAGUUCCAGGGUCAAGCGAGCUGCAUCGACAUCUCCAACGACGGCACCAAGCUGUGGACGGGAGGGCUGGACAACACAGUCCGCUGCUGGGACCUCCGAGAGGGACGCCAGCUCCAGCAACAUGACUUCACCUCGCAGAUCUUCUCUGGUUACUGUCCAACAGGCGAGUGGCUGGCUGUGGGAAUGGAGAGCAGCAACGUGGAAGUCCUGCACGUUUCCAAACCUGACAAGUACCAGCUGCACCUCCAUGAGAGCUGCGUUCUCUCCCUCAAGUUCGCCUACUGCGGCAAGUGGUUCGUGAGCACAGGAAAAGACAAUCUGUUGAAUGCAUGGAGGACACCAUAUGGAGCUAGUAUAUUCCAGUCCAAGGAGUCCUCGUCUGUGCUGAGCUGUGACGUCUCCCCGGACGACAAGUACAUAGUGACGGGCUCCGGAGACAAGAAGGCCACGGUGUAUGAGGUGGUGUACUGA
This is a messenger RNA of Scomber scombrus (Atlantic mackerel), 2298 nucleotides long. It is a transcript of the gene tle2b, whose product is annotated as TLE family member 2, transcriptional corepressor b. Gene Ontology annotation, molecular function: transcription corepressor activity; protein binding. NCBI's taxonomy places the organism in Eukaryota, Metazoa, Chordata, Actinopteri, Scombriformes, Scombridae. Gene Ontology annotation, biological process: regulation of DNA-templated transcription; negative regulation of canonical Wnt signaling pathway. The record is from RefSeq and is a predicted model, not a curated record. Gene Ontology annotation, cellular component: nucleus; transcription regulator complex.